This is a messenger RNA of Acanthoscelides obtectus, 1072 nucleotides long. Lineage: Eukaryota; Metazoa; Arthropoda; Insecta; Coleoptera; Chrysomelidae. The record is from the annotation of a GenBank genome assembly.
UGCAAAUCAAAUUCGCGUUGUUAGAAACUGUUUCGCAUAAAAUCCGUAAGUUAUUUUUUACUUUUUAUCAACAAAACAACGAUAAACACCUCGUCAACUCGCCGAGUUUUGAACUUUGGACUCCCUUCGCACGGCAUUGAAUUCUGUGCUGCGUUGCCACGUUCAGCCUGAAGUAUUGGAAGGUAUUUGAGAUGGCUGGUGGAUCUAUAAAGAAAUGUGAUGCUUGCAAGAAUAAUAUCUCAAAAUCAGUUCUCAGGCUUCAUUGUGGCGUUUGUAAACGCUUCUUUCAUCUUGAGUGUGAGAAAGUUAGCGAGGUCGAUGCAAGGCUUAUGGCAGCUGAAAAAAGAGCAUGGAAAUGCGGCUCCUGCAGAACACCGUUGGCCUCUCCUCUAUCAAUACUGUCAGGUGUUGCUGGUAGGAGGUCUAUCCUCAUGUCACAACCGAUUAACGAUCAAUCUGAUGUCAUUACGGAGCUCAAAUCUCUUACUAGACAGCUGCAAGACGAGAACAAAGAAUUAAUCAGAUCUUUUGAUUUCUUGAGUAGCCAGUGGGAAGAGGAAAGGAAAAGGUCCAAGGUAUUGGAAGAGAUGGUUGGAGAUUUAUCCAAGGAGAACCAAAUGCUUAGGAAAGAUGUUGAUGGAUUGAAACUUACUCUUAACAAAGAGGAAUCUAAAAGAAUUUUCGUCGAUGAGGAGCUGACCAAGGAAACGUACCAGUUAUUCAAACACUGAAGGCAACUUAAGGGUGUUGGCUACAAAUAUGUGUGGCAUCGAGAGGGGAAGAUUCUAGCUCGCAAGAAUGAUGGCUCUGAUAUUAUUUUCAUCCGGAAUGUUAAUCAAGUAAAUGACCUACUUAAGUAGCCUUUUAUCUCAUUUGCUUUGAUUGUUUUUUUAUAUAUAUUUUCCACUUGUUGCUUGAUUUUUAUACUUUAUCAUGGCUAGUACGAAUCUUGAAAAUAAUUUAAGGAUAGGACAUAUUAAUGUACGAUCACUGAUACCAAGUUUGAACGAAAUUAAGUCUUCGAUAGAUAAUUUGAAGUUGGACAUAGUAGGAGUAACUGAAUCAUGGUUAA